GAAUAAUUGAAAAAAGUACCUAUAGUGGAUUGGAAACACAUUAUACGGUAUUAGGAGAAACAUUGAAAUUAUUAUGUGAAGGAUCAGCUGAGCCAAAUGAAGCUACAGUAUCCAAAUCCGAAGCAACCGGUAGCAUAAUUAGCAGUUUACUCCCGAAUAAAUUGUUAAAUGGGUACGCUAAUAUCGAUAUUUCAUUUUUAUCGGCUAAAAUUGUAAAAGUUGGAAAUUAUAUAACGAAAACAGCAAAUAAUAGUGAUUAUAUUUAUGAUAAUCCAGCACGGAUAGGUAACGAUGCUCAAACACAAACAUUAAAUUAUUUUAGUGACAAGGAAACUGUUGGUUACUCUGUUGGAUUUGUUAUCAUUUUGCUUUUUAUAUUGCUUUGUUUGCAACUUUUUACUUUUCUGAAGAUCUCAUAUAUUUCGGAUGCUCAUUGCGCUUGUGCCAAUGCAAAUUCCGCUUUCACUAAAGCUAUUCAAGAACAGAAUAAACUACCAAUAAAUGCAAAAAAUCUCGAACAGUUACCAUUAGCAGAGAAAAAUACUGUCUUCAAAGGUGAUUUAUGA
Acanthocheilonema viteae is the source of this 566-nucleotide messenger RNA. The record is from the annotation of a GenBank genome assembly. NCBI's taxonomy places the organism in Eukaryota, Metazoa, Nematoda, Chromadorea, Rhabditida, Onchocercidae.